This is a messenger RNA of Mytilus californianus (California mussel), 1474 nucleotides long. RefSeq lists its product as uncharacterized. The record is from RefSeq and is a predicted model, not a curated record. Lineage: Eukaryota; Metazoa; Mollusca; Bivalvia; Mytilida; Mytilidae. The transcript is spliced from 4 exons. Bases 1 to 486 code for a protein of 161 amino acids.
AUGGAACCAAUUGAUGCACAUUUGCUUGCACAAACUAUACUGUAUUUUCUGAUAUUUGUCUGUGGUUUCAUUAUAAGUAUACCAUUAGGAGUAUCGCAGGUAGGUCUAUGGAUAAGAAACAAAGCACAGAUGUGGGUUUUGCCGUAUGUGAUAACAAAUACCGUUAUGGCAUUGAUGUCAUUUAUAGCUGCAUGUAUGAUAUCUGUUGGAUUCAAAAAGUUUUGUAAUGGACUGUUGAAAAAUCAUGAAUAUUAUACACACUGUUCAGAUGCAGAAGGGAGUGAAUGGCAUAAUGAAGAUACUGGCAAACAUUUUCAUCCUGGACAUUACUAUCGCAUGAUGAAUAUUUCUCAAAUUGCAUGUUGGAUAGUAUUUUUGUUAUGGGUAGCGCAGUUAGCCCUAGGAUUUCUGAGAUUUUUCAGAAAUCGUAAAUUACUACCCAAAGGAACCCAAUCAGCAUCUCCAGCUAUAUCUACCAUAAUUUAAUCACCAACAGUGAAUUAAUGGAUUCUACCUCUAGCUACUAUUGACGGCUUUAUUGAUAUUCAUAAUUUUAUCUGUCAGUGUUGACAUAAUUUCUCUUAAACUUGUAAGAUUCUUUAAUGACCAGAACAGAAACUGUAACUAUUGUUUAUGUCCAUUGGAUUAAUUUAUAUGUAAAAAACAGAAAUCAUUAUAGAUUUACAUAUGAUAUUAUUCGACGGAGAAUCUAGUGUACACCAUGCAUGUUUAAAAGAAAAUGUUGAGUAUAUGCCAAUGAAACAACAUCCCAACUAUACAAAACACUCAAAAUAUAAUUAAACGGUUACAGGCGGUCUUUAUUAAUAAAGUAAGUGCAUGGUUUACGAACUUAUCCGAUAAGCAUUAGAAAACACAGGAGACUGAUUUGUGGAUCGUAAUUAAUGUCAUUUUUUAUUUGCGAGGUUACAAAAUUGUCAUAUUAAGAAACUGGCUUGAAUACAGAAUCAUAUUCUCAUAUUCCUAGUAUUCUACUAAAUGGGUCCCUGAACAUCUUCGUAGAGAUAUGAAAGUGGGAUAUAUGUAAAAAGAAACGACGCCAAUAAGAUGUAAGGUGAAAAUACAACAUACUUGCACCAUACAAAUGUUCAAAAAAGCUCUGUAAAUAGAUAUGAAAUAAUAUGCAAUAAUGACCCUUGACUUCAUUACAGAAAGAUAUCAAUACAACAACAAAAAAACACCACAAGAAAGAACAAAAAGGUCAGAACCUAUGAUCCGACAGCUAUAAUCUAUAAAAUUACAAAAAAUAGCCUUCAAUUCCUAUAACUAAAUUUGAAUGCUUCAACAAUAAAAUAACGUCAAAUAUUAUAAAGCAUUUCGUUUUUUCUUUGCAUUGUUUUCACGUUGUCAUGGAGAGCACAUGCAGUCAUAGAUGUUGUAUUUAUAAGGAAAUAAGAUAAAACUUUUUGAAUGCCUCGGCCAAUCAAAAUUACGGAAUCGUAUUAAAUGUAUUUAU